CGCCGGCUAGGGUUUGUUUAGCUUAGGGUUUAGAGUAAUCGUGCUGAUAAUGUGUUGUGAAACUAGAGAAUGUAAUCUAUGUUUCUAUAUUAUUCAUAAACAUAAUGAGCCAUUUAUAUAUAAGGAAUUACACCGUCAUAGAAUAAUGGAAAGACUAAAGAAAGGAAAUACAAAUAUGGAAAGAGUACAAAUCAUAAUCUAAUAAGGAAAAUGCAAUAUGCCGAUUCUCUCUCUCUCUCCUCCCGGCCGAGUCUCUGUCUCUCUAGCAUUGGGCCGGUUAUAGACCGGGCCGGUUAUGGACAUCCACAAUAUGAUUUAUAACAAUAAAGUGAAUUUGUGUGUUUUUCAUCUAUUAUGCAAAUGUAAACUUAGAACAUGCUUUUAAUCUAUUAUACAGAUGCAGAUGUGUUUGCAAACAAGUUGUCUUAAACUUUUUAAUAAUCCAUGUAAUAUGCAAUCCCCUCCACGUUAGAUACAUUCUUCCUCUUUGAAUUUUCUUAUGCCACAAGCAAAGGGUAGUUUGGUAAAUGUGUGGGGAUGACUUUAGAGAAGUCGUUUUUAUUUCUUUAACGGUAUAGCCGACUUUAGACGAGUCAUAAGUGCAUUACCAAGUCUCUGGCUCUCUCAAGCAUUAUUAGGACGCAGGCACGAUUGAUACAAACGCAGGGUAUGGGGCAAAAAAACAGCGUUGAAUAUAGAGUUGAAGGCAGAGGGGAUAUUGUGACCGGGCCAUCUCCUUUUGAUGACUUGCCAGUGGAAUGUAUCUCUAACAUAAUCUCUUUUACACGUCCUCGGGAUGCGUGUGUUGUUUCAUCCGUUUCAAAAACCUUUGGAUCCGCUGUCCAGUCGGAUAGCGUAUGGGAGAAGUUUCUACCGCUAGGGUAUGCAUCUAUGAUCCCACAACCGCGAGCUUUCUCAACGAAGGAGCUCUAUUUCGCUCUUUGCGAUCAUUUUUUAAUCGAAGAUGGUAAAAAGAGCUUUUGGUUAGAUAAAGCGAGUGGGAAGAAGUGUAUAAUGCUAUCUGCGAAAGAAUUAGCGAUCACAUGGGGAAAUAGUCCUCAACAUUGGCAAUGGAUUUCAAAUCCUGAAUCUAGGUUUGAAAAGGUAGCAGAGCUUCUCAGUGUAUGGUGGUUUGAGAUUCGUGGCAAAAUGAAUACUCGUCUCCUAUCCCUUGGAACUCGUUACUCGGCUUACAUUGUGUUCAAGACGGUGAAUAAAUGUCCUGGCUUGGCGGAUUUGCCAGUAGAAGUGGGAGUUGGAUUGGUUGGACAAGAGAUUCCUAAACAACUCAUCUACUUUGAUGGGUAUAUGGAUAAGGAUGCUAGAAAAGUAAGGGGAGAACUCAUCUACUUUGAUGGGUAUAUGGAUAAGGAUGCUAGAAAAGUAAGGGGAGAAAUGAGAGAUGUGAUGAAACCAAAGAAGAGGGAAGAUGGGUGGAUGGAAGCAGAGCUUGGAGAAUUCUUCAAUGAGAAAGGUUGUUAUGAAGUUGAGUUGAGUGUUAUUGAGAUUAAGUCUCCUUAUUGGAAGUGCGGUUUGAUCAUUCAAGGAAUUGAAUGCCGACCUACAAGAAGCCGGUAGAUUAAUCGUUUGAUAUUUCUCAGGUUGUGCUUUCUUAUAAGGUUUACUAGAGUUUGACACACAAUUCAAUUUAUAAAUGUAUAGUAUAUUUUAUUAUAUAUUUAAAAUAUAUAAUUUAUAUUUUAGUGUUAUGUAUUGUGUAAUUCCAUAAUCUUAUUGUUUGGGUUUUUUAUAUCUACAACUAUAUAUUAUCUUUCCUUUUUUUUUGAAACUCAAAACAAUAUAUCAUCUAAAAUGAUGAUAUAAAAAUAUAAGAAUAUAUAACUACAUAUUUUACGAAUUUACUUAAAACAAUAUAUUUCAAAAUAAAAUAGGUUAAUCUACUAAUUCAAUAUACUUUUGUCAUAUUUAAUUCAUAUUAUACUUCUAAUUUAAUAUAAUACUCCCUUCAUUUUUAAUAAGUGUCACUUUGACAUUUUUCACACAGAUUAAGAAAGUAAUUGAAAUUUAUUUAAGUUGUAAUUAAUUACACUUAUUUGACCAAUAGUAUUUGAGAUAAAUAAAAUAUUUAUAAAAUCAAUACAAUUUGCAAUUAAUUUCAAGCUGAAAGUACAUGUAAUUUACAUUGGAAUUAUAAAGAGAUAUUUUUGUGUAACAAAAAAAAAAUUUUAGAAUGACAUUUUUAUGAAGGAGAGGGAGUACUAGGUUUUCACAUGCACUUUUAAAGUUUUAUCCACUAUAUAUUAAAAUAGAAACAUUUGUAAUAAAUGUGUUCACAUACUAUUUGACAUUCGGCAGAUUCACAAUUAUUUAAAAUUAAAAUGCUGACAUGAUAGCCUCAUAAUUAUUUAUAAUUUAAUGUGUUCACACACAAAUUUUCUUAACUCCGGUGCAUAAAAUUUAAUGUGUCCACACACUAAUUUUUUUAAUCAACUCAUUUUUUGGUUCCUGCAUUUUUAAUCUUUGUAUUAGUGAAGUGAAGUUCUCUCCAAUCAACUUAAAUAAUAUCAUUGCUGAAAUAAAAAAAUACAAAAUCAUUAAAAUUCACAUCAACUAAAAUGCUUGAACGAAUUUUUUUUAGAAACGGAAAGUUUCGUACCUUGCCAAAAUUAGCCAUGGUUCAGGCUUUUGUACACGAAUGCAACAAAUAAUUGUGAUUGGUUAUGAAUUAAGAAAACUAAGGUGAAAAACACCACACACAAAGCCGGAUCUUUAGUUUAAUCAAGUAUUGCUUUUCUUUACAAAAUUUUCAUAUCAGACCAAAAAUUUAAAACAUAAUCAUUGGUAGAAAAAAAUCAGAAAAUAGAAAAGAUUUAAAAAGAGAGAAAAAAUUGAAAUCGAUUGAAAAACAUAAUUCAGGUACCGAUAGAAGAGAUCACAUUAUUUCCGACGCAACAGUAACCCCGUUUCACUCGAUUGUAUCGUGUUUUUAUUAUAUUUGCCAAAAAAUUAUAAGGUACACGUUAUUGGUUGUACACUAAGUCAAUUUUUCAACUUGCCCAACAAUAUUGACAUACCGUCCAAAAAUUUUGAUUGUUAUUCUUAUGGAAUGAUCCAAUAAUUGUAUGUAAAAUAACUCCAAAAUAUUUGGUUUACAUUUAUUUUAUUUUGCUUUAUAUUAGUAGAAAAACUAGGUCUGGGUAAAAUAUCUAGAUCCAAAGAACCGAACAUAACUUGAUUUGAAA
This is a messenger RNA of Brassica napus (rape), 3203 nucleotides long. RefSeq names its product F-box protein At2g02240-like. The coding region runs from base 670 to 1578 and encodes 302 amino acids. Gene Ontology annotation, molecular function: protein binding. The transcript has 3 exons. Lineage: Eukaryota; Viridiplantae; Streptophyta; Magnoliopsida; Brassicales; Brassicaceae. The record is from RefSeq and is a predicted model, not a curated record.